Molecule: messenger RNA, 528 nt
Organism: Dendroctonus ponderosae (mountain pine beetle)
Lineage: Eukaryota; Metazoa; Arthropoda; Insecta; Coleoptera; Curculionidae
Product: small integral membrane protein 4
Exons: 2
Coding region: 1-243 (80 amino acids)
Source: RefSeq, a predicted model, not a curated record
AUGAAAUUUUACAGUCCAGCAAUUCGCCGGCUUCUAAACCGUUGGCCCGGGCAGAAAACCUUUGGGGUCUACCGAUUUUUGCCAGUAUUUUUCGUUUUGGGAGCUGCGCUAGAAUUCUCUAUGAUCAACUGGCGAGUCGGCGAGGUUAACUUUUACAAUACAUUUAAGCAAAGACAGGCCCAGCAGAUAGUACAGCAAAAACUGCUGGAAGAACUUGAAACAAAUAAGGAGAACGCCUUGUAAGCCUCAAAAUGCCAGCAGGUGUAAGUUGGGGCAAAUAUUUGAAAUUUACCACCUGUGCUAUUCUAUCGAUGUUGGCAGGCUCUCAAGUUGUUCAUAUUUACUACAGGCCCUUAGAUGAUCUCGAUAAAUAUAUUGAGGAUGCAAAAAAAAGAGCUGGAAUGUCAUAGACAAUAUUUCAUUGAUUGUUGUAUCCAGCCGCAACCUCUAAAGAGUCUAAAGGGCCAAAAUGAAGUAGUAGCAGUGUGUUGUAAUUCGUUUGGAAAUAAAAAAUAGGCUCUAAUAUAA